Messenger RNA from Anoplopoma fimbria (sablefish), 675 nucleotides. RefSeq names its product RNA polymerase I and III subunit D (gene polr1d). Bases 71 to 415 code for a protein of 114 amino acids. Gene Ontology annotation, cellular component: RNA polymerase III complex; RNA polymerase I complex. Gene Ontology annotation, molecular function: protein dimerization activity; DNA binding; DNA-directed RNA polymerase activity. The transcript is spliced from 5 exons. The record is from RefSeq and is a predicted model, not a curated record. Gene Ontology annotation, biological process: DNA-templated transcription. Lineage: Eukaryota; Metazoa; Chordata; Actinopteri; Perciformes; Anoplopomatidae.
UUGCCUGUCAGACCGCGGUGAGGGCUGAAUCCUCGCGUGUCUGUAUUGACGUACAGUCGGUAUGUGAAGCAUGGCUGUUGAAGGAGAAAAGAAACCCGUGCUGGAGAUGGUCCAGGCCGAUGGGGCUGAUGAAGGGUGUGUGACAUUUGUGCUGCAUGAGGAAGACCAUACACUGGGCAAUUCCCUCAGAUAUAUGAUUAUGAAGACCGUGGAUGUGGAUUUUUGUGGCUACACCAUCACCCAUCCGUCCGAGAGCAAGAUCAACUUUCGCAUUCAAACAAGAGGGGGGAUUCCGGCUACGGAGCCGCUGCGGAGGGGCCUGAAUGAGCUCAGUGAUGUUUGUCAACACGUCCUCAACACCUUUCAGGCAAGAGUUAAUGAGUUCAAAGAGAGGCAGGAGCAGCCGAUGGAAUGAGGAGCAUCACGUAUGUUUGACUGUGAAGCUGCCAGACACAGCGUCUACAAACAAACUAAAGAUGUGUGAUCGUGAUAUGUCCCUUUUUUAUAUAUAUAUAUAUAUUGUAUAAGAUAGCUCUCGAAAUGGUUUGAUCAUGUCACAUUCACACACUUGUACAGUUUUUCUUUUUUCAUAGUAUGUUUUGGAUUGAUGUGGUAUGCAUGUGUUUGGAAUGAUUAGAGGAAUACUUUUAAGACAUUAAACUCAGUCAAAGAAUA